Antrostomus carolinensis (chuck-will's-widow) is the source of this 2768-nucleotide messenger RNA. Its product is annotated as dedicator of cytokinesis protein 10. The transcript is spliced from 24 exons. The record is from RefSeq and is a predicted model, not a curated record. Gene Ontology annotation, molecular function: guanyl-nucleotide exchange factor activity. Lineage: Eukaryota; Metazoa; Chordata; Aves; Caprimulgiformes; Caprimulgidae. The annotation marks the transcript as partial. Gene Ontology annotation, biological process: dendritic spine morphogenesis; small GTPase-mediated signal transduction; regulation of cell migration.
AUGAGCUUUCGCGGGAGAUUCAGAAGGGAGCCCAGUGAACUGCGGAGGAAGAGAAGGACCGUUAGGCGAGUGAAUCAAGGAGAAAUUCACAGAUUAAGCUGCCAGGAAAAGCCCAAACUCUUGGAGCCUUUGGAUUAUGAAGCUGUUAUCACAGAGAUUGAGAAAAAUAUUGGGGAUAACCAGUUUAAGGAUCUAAUAUUAUUCCCGGACGAUGAUUUUACAACAGACACAAUUUCACUGGAAAUCAGGACACUGUAUCCUUCUGUACCUGAAGAUGCAGAACAAAAAGCAGAAAACUUAUUUGUUAAAGAGGCUUGUAAAUACUACAGUUCCCAGUGGCAUGUUGUGAACUACAAAUACGAACAGUAUUCAGAAGACUUUCGACACUUACCACAAAAUGAAUUUAGACCAGAGAAACUGCCAUCACAUUCCUUUGAAAUUGAUCAUGAAGAUGUGGAUAAGGAUGAAGAUACAACAUCCCACUCAUCUUCAAAAGGUGGUGGUGGUGGAGGAGGAGGAUUAGCAGCAGGAGUUUACAAGUCUGGAUGGCUUUAUAAAGGGAAUUUCAACAGCACUGUAAACAACAGCAUUACUGUUCGGUCAUUUAAAAAGCGCUACUUCCAGCUGACACAGUUGUCAGAUAACUCCUAUAUUAUGAAUUUUUAUAAAGAUGAAAAAAUAUCCAAGGAGCCAAAGGGAUGUAUUUUCUUGGAUUCUUGCACAGGAGUGGUACAGAAUAACAGGCUUAGGAAACAUGCUUUUGAGUUGAAAAUGAAUGACCUCACAUACUUUGUGCUGGCAGCUGAAAACGAGCAGGAUAUGGAUGACUGGAUUUUCACUCUCAACAAAAUCCUGCAAAUAAACCCAGAAGGAACCAUUCAGGAGAGGAAAAGUGCAGAUCUCACUGAUCUGAAACUUGACCCUGCAGAAGUUUCAGUGAAUUAUGAUUGCUCUCAAGAAGAGACUGAUUCUUCAGAGAAUGCCUUGCACCCAGACUUCUCAAAAUAUAUCACAGAAACAGAAGAAACAGUGAAAGCCUCUCGAAAUACAGAGCGACUCAAUCUUUUCUCUUUGGAUCCUGAUAUAGCAUCAUUGAAUCCUCAGAAAAAGGAGUUUCCAGGGACAAACUUGGUGAUCAAGCCAUUUGAAGAAAAGCCUGCAAAGAGGAUCCUGAUAACUUGCAAAUCCCUCAGUUUGAAUCUCCAGGCCUGUGUUACUGAAAAUGAAAAUGAUCCUUCAACCAAUGUAGAGCCUUUCUUUGUGAGCGUGGCACUGUAUGACAUCAGGGAUGGCAGGAAGAUAUCUGCUGAUUUUCAUGUGGAUUUGAACCACACACUCGUUAGACAGAUGAUUUCAGGUUCCUUGUUUUCAUUAGAAAAUGGCACUGUUGAAAAUAUAGACCCAAACGAAAUGGAAGAACCACAUGUCAAGGGUUUCCCAGAAGAAUGGCUGAAAUACCCAAAACAGGCUCUUUUCUCCAUAAGUAAUCCUCAUUCUGAGAUCGUAUUAGUGGCAAAAAUAGAAAAGGUGCUUACGGGAAACAUUGCCAGCAGUGCUGAACCUUACAUUAAGAAUCCUGAUUCUCUUAAGUGUGCACAGAAAGUGUUAAAAUCCAAUAAACAGUUCUGCAGCAAGCUGGGGAAAUACCGUAUGCCAUUUGCUUGGUCAGUGAGACCAGUGUUUAAAGAUAAUCAGGGAAAUGUUGACAGAGACUCCCGAUUCUCACCUUUAUUCAGGCAAGAAAGUAAUAAAAUUUCCAUGGAAGAUUUGAUUAAACUAAUAGCUGAAUACAGAAGAGCAGAGAAGAUUAGCAAAAUACAGACUAUACCUGGCUGUUUGGAUAUUGCAGUUGAUUGUGUUCCUUUGGAACAUCCAAACUGUGUAACUUCAUCUUUUAUUCCAAUCAAGCCAUUUAAUGACGUAAAGGAGCAUCAACCUACAGUGGAAGUUGAGGAGUUUGUAGAGGAAUCAACAAAAUAUUCUCGACCUUACAGAGUAUAUAAGAACCAAAUAUACAUAUAUCCAAAACACCUCAAAUAUGAUAGCCAAAAAUACUUUAACAAGGCACGGAAUAUAACAGUGUGCAUUGAAUUUAAAAGCUCUGAUGAAGAAGGAGCGAAGCCACUGAAGUGCAUUUACGGGAAGCCAGGUGGACCAUUAUUUACAACGGCAGCCUAUACCGCUGUACUACAUCAUUCCCAGAAUCCUGAUUUCUAUGAUGAGGUGAAAAUUGAACUUCCCACUCAACUCCAUAAGAAACACCACAUUCUGUUUUCAUUUUAUCAUGUCACCUGUGACAUAAAUGCAAAAGCUAAUGCCAAAAAGAAAGAGGCUCUGGAAACACCAGUGGGAUAUGCAUGGCUUCCUCUGUUGAAAGAUGCCCAAUUAGCUUCCCAAGAACACAACGUGCCAGUGGCAAGCAGUCUGCCUCCCAGUUACUUGAGCCUUCAAGAACCAACUAGCGGAAAGCAGAUCAGCUGUGAAGUGAAAUGGGUAGAUAAUGGGAAACCACUUUUCAAAGUCUCUACUUUUGUGGUAUCGACAGUAAAUACUCAGGAUCCAUACCUGAAUAACUUCUUCCGUCAGUGCCAAGAAAGGGAAAAGGAUCUAUCCCAGCCUCCUACCUCAAAUUUUAUCAAUUCUUGUAAGAAUUUGCUGAGGAUUGAGAAGAUCCAUGUAAUUUUGAAUUUUCUUCCUGUAGUCCUGAAUCAGCUCUUCUGGGUUUUGGUGCAAAACAGUGAUGAUGACGUUACAACAGCUGUGACCAG